GGAAGUUCCAGUGUUGACAAAGUUACUUCGUUGCGUGUAAUACCAAACAUGUCAUCUGAUUCAUUGUUGACCUGGGAAAUGUAUAUCCAGUUAGACUAAGGGUUAGGGUCGUAUACCGUGGGAUAUACCAGACUUCAAAGCCAUACAUAUGACCUGCUCAUCGCGCAACAAUUUGAAGAAAAGAUUUGUGCUAUCAUGAGCUCCUGUUCGUAUUCUCCAGAAGAAGACCUAUCUUGUCCAAUCUGCAGGGACAUCUUCAAAGACCCUGUACUCCUGAGAUGUAGUCACAGUUUUUGCGAAGCUUGUGUUCAGGAGUCCUGGAGAAGCAAAGGAUUUAAAGAAUGUCCCGUCUGCAGGAAGUUAUCUUUACAGCCCCCUCCGAGUAAUCUGAUUGUGAAGAACUUGUGCAAUGCCUUCCGACAACACAGAGCAGAACCCUUGGAGUAGCCGUACUGAUGUGAUUAUCAGCUAGACAGUUAUAAAACUAGAAAGUAAAGUAUCUGCUGAUUAUUUUCAAAUGUAUAUAAGCAUUCUUUAUCCACCGCCCUUCAAAGUCACGUGUACAGUGGGAUCCCCGGAAAUGUUUUUAAAAAAUAUUGCAUGGGUGCUAGAUACGUUUUUCUCAUUUUAACUUUACGACACCGUGAAACAGUAUUCAUCUCACACUAUUGGGGUAUUGGCAGUGCUAAAAAAUGGACGGAAAAUUGUGGGGUCUUUCCGAGAAGGAUCUGUCAUGUCCUUUGUGAGGACAUAUUUAGUGACCCGGUCACACUGAAUUGCAGCCACACGUAUUGUGAACCGUGUGUUCGAAAAGUCUGGCGUGAUUUUGGGUUGAGGUUGAUGAGGGCAUCAACCUCUCCUUGAAGAGCAUUUGCCGGGCUUUUCUACAGGAAAGAGCUGGAAGAGCUGAGCAGGACCCAAAGGAAAGAUUCUCCAGUCCUUAAUGAGGCACAUGUUCUAACUCGUAAUAUCCAACCAGGAGAAUCUGCGGUUGACACGACAGCACUCAGGAAAUGCAACGAAGAGUAGCUGUGUUGUGAGGAGUCGGCAGCGCAUGUAAAGACGCAGGCCCUCAGCACUGAGCAGCAGAUCAAAGCUGAGUUUGGAAAGCUCGAGAGGUUCCUGAAGAUGCAGAAGGCAGCGAGGAUGGCAGCACUGGAGGAGGAGCUGGAGAUGAAGACUUGCGCUUUGAAGGACAGGAUGAAUGACCUGGAGGACCAGAGGUCUGCGUUAACACAGACCAUAUCCUGUAUGGAGGAGCUGCUGAACGAACAAUGUUCCAGUUUCAAUCAGCAGAACAUUGAGGUCACAUUACAAAGAGCCUCGGACCUCAACAUCCAGUUGGAACCAGAGACCAACACCCUGCUGAACGUGGCCGAACACAUCGGAAACCUAGGCUUCCACGUCUGGGAAGCGAUGAAGACACUUGUUAAAUACACCCCAGUCUCCCUGGACCCCAACACUCGGACCCCCUGGCUCAUCCUCUCCAAGGACCUGACCUGCGUGAGAGACAGGAGCACUGUGAAGGUACCAGCCAACCCUGAGAAGUUCCAGGGCCCCUGGGUCCUGGGCUCCGAGGGCUUCAGUCGGGGGAGCCACAGCUGGGACGUGGCCGUGCCGAUGGAGGACUGGUGGGUGGGGGUGGCCCCCGAGGCCGUCAGCCGGUACGACCCCCCCAGGAGAGGUCUGGGCCGUUCGCUGCAACCCCUUCGGCGAAUACUUCUUCCUCCGUCCUGGCCGGGACGCCGUCCAGCUCGCUGUCCAGUGGAUCUUCAACCUCCGAGUGACUUUAGACAUGGACAGAGGAGAGCUUUGUUUUUUGUUUUUCAGACGAAAACACACACCUCCACACAGUCUCGCACGCUUUCCGGGAAAGAACGUACCCCAUUUUGAACUGCGUCGAUUGGCUGAGCGUUUUGUCAGGGGCCCUGCCUCUGACGCUGGAGUCUGGGACAUUUUGUGACCACUAUAAGGACUGCCACUGUUUCGAGGAGCGUGACUUGUUCGAUGUUUGAGAGAGGGGGGGUUAUUGCUGGAAAGUCAAACUCCGAACCUUCCCAGCUAUGGUCUCGUUUCAAGUGUUUGUGUCACCGUGACCAAGUUGUGUUUCUGACAGGGUAUCUUGUGUUUGAUACUCGAGUGAAACAAGUUCAAAGGAACCGUCACUGCUGUGUUUACGAUUUGUGAACUAUUUUCGUUAUUCGAUAACCUUUUCUGUUGUUGUUGUCCUAUAAGGGGGAAGUUUCGGACUUGUACAGAGGAAUGGACGCAUUCGGUUUGAACAAAGUCAAGUUUCUCUGCUUGAUAUCUGAAUGUUCAAGACACAUGUUGUUUAUGUUGAAUCCUAUGUCAAUCUUGAUUUUGACCUUAUUUCAUGCAUCGAUUGUUCACCUACAUCUUCGAUGCUUUUGAGGGCUCAAGUGCCACUUCUUUUCUUUUGGACCAUUAAAGUACAUCAACAUCU
Molecule: messenger RNA, 2464 nt
Organism: Hypomesus transpacificus
Lineage: Eukaryota; Metazoa; Chordata; Actinopteri; Osmeriformes; Osmeridae
Product: E3 ubiquitin-protein ligase TRIM35-like
Exons: 8
Coding region: 1129-1893 (254 amino acids)
Source: RefSeq, a predicted model, not a curated record